Molecule: messenger RNA, 1361 nt
Organism: Coregonus clupeaformis (lake whitefish)
Lineage: Eukaryota; Metazoa; Chordata; Actinopteri; Salmoniformes; Salmonidae
Product: fibroblast growth factor 1-like
Exons: 4
Coding region: 118-666 (182 amino acids)
Biological process (GO): positive regulation of cell population proliferation; positive regulation of gene expression; cell differentiation
Cellular component (GO): cytoplasm
Molecular function (GO): fibroblast growth factor receptor binding; growth factor activity
Source: RefSeq, a predicted model, not a curated record
CAGCCACUGCACCACAGGGGCCAGUUCUCCCAGGAGACCCACUACCACAGGAGGUCUGACACACAGACGCUGAGAGACUCAUCCAAUUCACACUCAGGAAGAAGCGACGGGGCGGACAUGUUGGCUCAUCUGGGGCAUUGUCAUGUGGCGUUGUCACAGCCACAGGGGCAUUUAGCGGGCAUAUCUCGUCCAGAGGGACGCCACAGAAUGACAGAGGGAGAAAUUACUGUGCUCUCCUUGGGGCCAACGACACAGCAAAACUACAGACCUCUCACACGGCUCUACUGUAUGAACGGAGGACAUCAUCUGCGGAUCCUACCGGAUGGGACUGUCGCGGGCAGCAGAGAUGAACAUAAAGAUGACAUCCUGAAGGUAAAAGCAGUGAGUGUUGGUGUGGUGGCCAUCAAGGGCCAUGAGACGGGCCGUUACCUGGCCAUGGACAAAGAUGGUCUUCUCUAUGGAUCGAAAACCUUGAAGGAUGACUGUUACUUCCUGGAGAAGAUAGAGGAGAACCAUUACAACACGUACAGGUCUCAGAAGUACCAAGACAAAGACUGGUUCCUGGGGCUCAAGAGGAACGGGCAGCCUAAGGCUGGCCCAAGGACACACAUAGGCCAGAAGGCCAUCUAUUUUCUGCCUCGGCCUGUUGACAUCACCACCAUGUAAAGGCAGACGACAGAAAAUGUCAACAAUGACCAUGUCACAGCAAUCAAUCACCUCGAUUCACUUUGACCAAUGUGCUCUUAACCAUUAAGUAAAUGUGACAACAAAGCAUCAGUAAUAAUUAUGUUAUUAUAUUGUAUGAUCAAUGGGCCAUUUUAAUAUAUUCCUUUUGUACGAUAAUAGCAUAUGUAUCACACAAAUGGUAUCUUAUUUAUAUCCUAUUUUUCCUCAUGUUUGUUAGAGAAUAUUUAUUAAUAAAACGUUGCUAAAAAAUAUAAAAAAUUUUGUUUUCACACUAAUGGGCACAUUUUUAUUGAAAUACAAUUUAAUGUUAAAUACUGUAGCAAAUGUUGGAAAUAAUUACCAUAGGACUCCUAGCAUGUCCCAUAACAACUAUUACAAAGGUUAUUACACUGGUAUUACUUUAGUCCUACUGACACGUGGCACAUUCUUAUUUUUUUCUCACUUUUAGCAAUAAGAUAUAGUAUAUUUUAUCACACUGUUUUGACUUAUCUUGUUUGUACAGUACUAUCAAACUCAUAAAUACUGAGAAGAGAUAUUGACUAUGACCAUAGGGUGGCAGCGAUUAACCUUGCUCAAUUCAUACUGGUCAUUCAGGAAACGUGUCAUAGGUUUACAGCUGAAAUAGAUCUGUUGGUUGGUGGAUACAGUGAGGGAAAAAAGUAUUUGAUCCCCUG